Molecule: messenger RNA, 247 nt
Organism: Porites lobata
Lineage: Eukaryota; Metazoa; Cnidaria; Anthozoa; Scleractinia; Poritidae
Source: the annotation of a GenBank genome assembly
AUGGAACGUAGUGUUAAAUCUCACCUCGAUCUGCUGCGACCGGAUGUAGCGACAAGGGUGCAUUUGGCUGUACCGCCACCGAAAUGAUGGUGGGGAUCAUUUCGGUGGCGGUACAUUGGCUCAGUCUAGACAAAAGAAACAACGUGAUCAGCAUAGCCGAAAGCGCGAAGUGAAGCUUGGUGAUGCCGUGAGUGUCAGAAACUACUCCCGGGGGUCGAAGUGGGUCCCUGGAACUGGCGCGAGUUGA